AUGGCUUUUUGUCCAGUGCAAAUGAUGGCUUGGCUGCUUGGGAUUGUUGGCAUGUUUGGAACGGUUAUUGUCACUCUGAUGCCUCAGUGGAAAGUAUCAGCCUUUACAGGGAACAACAUCAUAGUCUUUGAGACUAUUUGGGAAGGCUUGUGGAUGGUAUGUAUCAGUCACAUCAAGAAUUAUCAGUGCGAAUUCUACAAAUCCAUUCUGGCCCUUCCACCUUUGUUAGACGCCGCGAGAGGAUUAAUGUGCACUGCUUGUGCACUGUCAGUUAUUGCUUGUCUGAUUGCUUUUGCUGGCAUGAAAUGCAUCCGAAGUCCAGGCAAUAAUGAACAAGUCAAAAGAAACAUUUUAUUCACAGCUGGAGUAAGUUUUUUCCUGGCUGGGGUUUUUGUGCUGAUUCCUGUUUCCUGUAUUGCCAAUGAUAUCAUCGAGAAUUUUUACAAUCCAGAAAUCCAAGCUGCUCGGAAACGUGAAUUAGGAGCUGCUCUCUAUUUAGGCUGGGUCUCAGGUACAUUUCUAAUCUGUGGAGGAGGCAUGUUUUGUGGUUUCUGCUGCUGUCCUGAAGAACCUGAAAUAUAUCAGCAUUCAGCACCAUGCAGCCAAAUCAAGCCUAUGGCAAUGCGUUCCUAUGUAUGA
This is a messenger RNA of Thamnophis elegans (Western terrestrial garter snake), 639 nucleotides long. Its product is annotated as claudin-17-like. Gene Ontology annotation, biological process: bicellular tight junction assembly; cell adhesion. The record is from RefSeq and is a predicted model, not a curated record. The transcript has a single exon. Gene Ontology annotation, cellular component: bicellular tight junction; plasma membrane. The coding region runs from base 1 to 639 and encodes 212 amino acids. Gene Ontology annotation, molecular function: structural molecule activity. NCBI's taxonomy places the organism in Eukaryota, Metazoa, Chordata, Lepidosauria, Squamata, Natricidae.